This is a messenger RNA of Cyphomyrmex costatus, 1485 nucleotides long. It is a transcript of the gene PIG-V, whose product is annotated as phosphatidylinositol glycan anchor biosynthesis class V. Gene Ontology annotation, cellular component: endoplasmic reticulum membrane; mannosyltransferase complex. The transcript has a single exon. Gene Ontology annotation, molecular function: alpha-1,6-mannosyltransferase activity; GPI mannosyltransferase activity. Gene Ontology annotation, biological process: GPI anchor biosynthetic process. Bases 1 to 1485 code for a protein of 494 amino acids. The record is from RefSeq and is a predicted model, not a curated record. Lineage: Eukaryota; Metazoa; Arthropoda; Insecta; Hymenoptera; Formicidae.
AUGUAUGCGCCGAGAAAGAAAAUUCUUUGGUUUGCGAUAACUACUAGAAUCGUGAUAUUAAAAUUACAAGUAAUUUUCAAUGUAUUAAUCCCCGAUCAUCACGCAGAUGCAUUUAAAAGACCUUUGGAUCCUACAGAGAAAGUUGCUCUCUGUGACCAAAUAGUUAAUUUUUUAUUCAAUGGCUUUACACGUUGGGACGGAGAAUAUUUUUUACAUAUUGCGAGAUAUGGGUACACAUAUGAAAAUACUCUCGCUUUCUAUCCAUUGUAUCCAGCUAUGAUUCGCAUUGUCGCUGUUAUUUUGACAAAAGCACUUCCUUUAUUCAACAUGCAAAGUUCGAUGAUCAUUGCUGCGAUUUUAAUUAAUUUUGUGUGCUUUGUAAAAUCCGCUAUUAUAUUUUACGAUCUCACUGAGUGUAUAUUUCAAAAUACUACAAUGGCUUAUAAAGCGGCCAUACUUUAUUGUAUAAAUCCGGCUAGUAUAUUUUUCUCAGCGUUAUAUUCAGAGUCUAUGUUUGCGUAUUUAACAUUUUAUAUUAUGCUCGGAAGUAUCAAGUGUAUGCCUAACAUCUAUUUCCCAUUGGCCUUAUCAAUUUUGACGAGAUCAAAUGGUAUCGUCAACAUUGGUUUCCCUAUAUAUUUCGAGCUUCACAAUUUGUGUAAAUCGGAAAGAAUAGAAAAAUAUAGACGAAAACAUAAUGUACUAUCAAUCUCAUGGCAAAUUUUAAAAUUGAUGAAAUUAAAAAACUAUAUUACUAUAUUAAGCACAAUAAUUAUAUCGUUAUCUCCAUUUAUCCUUUUACAAAUAUACAAUUAUAUGAAAUUCUGUAUCUCUACAUUCGAUAAGUCGUCAUUGCCAGCUCAUGUUUUACAAUAUGCUGUAGAAAAUAAUCUGAUUCUAGCAGGUAAAACGGAUUCAAUAUGGUGUAACGCUAGUGUGCCUUUAGCAUAUUCGUAUGUGCAAAAGACAUAUUGGAAUGUCGGAUUCUUAAGAUAUUACCAAUUCAAACAAAUACCGAAUUUUGUUUUAGCUCUUCCAAUAUUGUACAUUACUUUGCAAUGUAUAAAAGAAUUUAUUAGUGAAUAUAGGGAUGAAUUACACUUGCUAGGCUUUUUUAAUAGCAAGGCAAAACGCGAGAGUAUUAUUAAAGUAAAAAAAUAUCCAUUGAGUAUGUUUGUUUUUGUAGUACAUGGAUUAUUUCUAAUCAUGUUUUGCUUAUUCUUUGUACAUAUCCAAGUUAGUACACGUUUAUUAGCCUCUGCAACUCCCUUGAUAUAUUGGUACUGUGCAUUAACCAUGUCUCACAAAUGUAUUAAUCAUAUCGAUUUACAAUACGAAAGUAGCGAAAAUAUAUGCUCGAAGUGGAAGGUAUUUUUCUUAUCUCAAGAACAAUAUACAUUACAAGAUAAAUUUAUAUUAUUUUAUUUUAUAGGAUAUACAAUCGUAGGUUGUUUCAUGUUUUCAAAUUUCUUGCCAUGGACUUGA